AUGCCCGCAGCGAAACAAGAAGAUCUGUCGAUCCCUACCACGAACCCGUCCUACGUACUCCGGGGGAUCGAGGACACUGCCUUUGAGGACCGUGAUAUUCCCACCGAAUGCGGUCCCCAUGAGUAAGUCCCCAGCAACACCCGGCCCGUCUCGCGGGUGAUGUGGGGCCCGGCCCGCGUUUCCGGUCGCCGUCUCCGAGGUAGCAGCAUGCAGGCUCGUCGAAGCAUUUCAUUGGAAUAAUGCUGACAGUUUCGGAUCUUGACCCAACAGUGUUAUCGUCGCUCCCAAAAAGACGGGUCUCUGCGGCUCGGACGUACACUACCUUUCGCACGGCAAAUGUGGUGCCUUCGUCGUCGAGAAACCCAUGGUCCUCGGCCACGAGACGGCGGCGGUCGUCGUCAAGGUCGGUUCCUCGGUCAAGACGCUCAAGAAGAGUGACCGAGUCGCUCUUGAACCGGGAGAGAGUUGCCGCAAGUGCGAUGUGUGCAAGGAAGGCUUCUACAAUCGAUGCCCCGACAUGGUCUUUGCCGCGACACCGCCCUAUGACGGCACACUCGCUGGCUUCUACCGCCUGCCCAGCGAUUUGGCUUACAAGUUGCCCGAGACGGUCUCACUCGAGGAAGGUGCCCUCAUGGAACCGCUUAGUGUUGCCGUGAUGGCUGUAGCCAGGGUGGCUCGCAUGCCCCUCGGCGCGAAUGUCGUCGGUGAGUCGAGGGCCAACAUCUGUCGAUAUACGCCACCCCCGACUUUAAGAGCUGAUAUGAACUCGCGUCGACCACCCUAGUCUUCGGAGCUGGUCCCGUUGGAUUGCUAACCAUGGCUGUUGCCAAAGCGUUGGGAGCCCGAAAGGUCAUCGCCGUCGGUGCGUGCUCCUACCUGUAACAAACUCUCCGGCGUUCCCUUUACUGAACCCUGUGCUUGGCUCGGCCCCCCGUUAUGUAGAUAUUCAGCAAGCUCGACUCGAAUUCGCUGCCUCAUACGCUGCCAACGAUUACUUCAUCCCUCCUCCCACCAAGGAAGGCGAAUCGCGUCUCGAGUAUUCGAGUCGUUCGGCUCAAGAGAUUCGAUCGCGCUUCGGCUUUAGUGAGCGUGGUCCUACCGGUGUCGACCUCGUUGUUGACUGCACGGGUGCAGAGGUGUGCAUCCAGACCGGGGUGUAAGUUUCGUGUUAACUGCGGUCUGUCAAGGUUGAAUUGAACGAGCUCCGUCGCUGAUUUGAUCAAACUCAACCCCUGACAGUUACGUCGUCAAGCACGGUGGAACGUGUGUCCAAGUCGGGAUGGGCAACGACAGCAUCAAUAUCCCCAUGUCGACCUUGCUCGUCAAGGAGGUGACGCUCAAGGGCUCGUUCAGGUACGGCCCCGGCUGCUACGAUAUGAGCAUCGACCUCGUCGCGAGGGGUUUGAUCAACCUCGAUCGCUUGAUCACGCACCGGUAGGUUGUUUUGGGCUGUGUCGGUCUAACAUGGCCAGACCAUUCUCUUGACGAUGCCCAUCGAUGCCCAUGCUACAUGGCUGACUUUGAGCUUUGGGUUUUUCUUCCCAGCUUCUCCUUCCGCGAUGCGAAUGUGGCAUUCAAGGCGAACCAAGCCGGCAAAGGUGCGGACGGGAAACCCCUCAUCAAGGCGAUUAUCGAUGGGCCAAUCGACUCGGAGAAGUAG
This is a messenger RNA of Microbotryum saponariae, 1660 nucleotides long. NCBI's taxonomy places the organism in Eukaryota, Fungi, Basidiomycota, Microbotryomycetes, Microbotryales, Microbotryaceae. The record is from the annotation of a GenBank genome assembly.